Branchiostoma belcheri (Belcher's lancelet) is the source of this 582-nucleotide messenger RNA. RefSeq lists its product as uncharacterized. The transcript has a single exon. The record is from RefSeq and is a predicted model, not a curated record. Lineage: Eukaryota; Metazoa; Chordata; Leptocardii; Amphioxiformes; Branchiostomatidae. The annotation marks the transcript as partial.
UACCCAGACGCCCCCGCGCCAGGCACGGUCCUCCGAACGCCACAGGAUCAUGAAGACGACUUGGGCGGGGAUGAAAAUAUACCAACUUCCGCCAGAGGGCGUCGUGACACCGUCAGUUCUCUCUCUGAGGAGUGUGGUGCUCAUGACAAGACCCCACAGAAAGUCCACCUGGCGAGGUCUAUUCUCAGGAGAGCUUUAGAGGAAUCCAACGGACAGAACAAAAAUAACGUUCCACAUGGAAACAUCAAGCGACGGUGGCAACAAAAAGGAGUCCAACUGAGCCCUCGUCGCGGUAGGAAAGGGACAAACCAGUACGAAGAAGCAGAUCCGAACACCUCCACGUGUUCUGCUGAUGGUACAGUCAGCACCAAGGACGGGGACAACAACAGACGUUGGCAGGAGUAUUGGGGCCGGUGUCUGGAGCAGGAGGCUCCCACGUACGCGUUCGACCUGGUCGGCUACGUGUGUGAGGGGCGGCUGUCACGUGGAUUCUUCCCCAGGGUCGUCAACGUUUUCCCGCGCAAUUUACUGCGAACUGCCGAGCAGGCCGUGACGGAAUGUCUGGCUAAUGUCGAGCUGUAG